AUGGGUAAUCUACCUUCGCCUCGCGUAUGCGAGACAAUACCCUUCACAAAUACCGGUAUCGAUUUCUGCGGUCCCUUUCAUAUGAAAGAGAGAAAACAUCGAAACCGUACGAGAGUCAAGGUUUACGUAUGCGUAUUCGUAUGCAUGACUAUAAAGGCUGUGCAUAUGGAAGUCGUAAGCGAUUUAAGUUCCGAAGGCUUCAUAGCAGCAUUACGACGAUUCGUCGCGCGACGCGGCCUACCAAAAAACAUCUAUUCCGACAACGGGACUAACUUCGUAGGAGCGAACAAUAAAUUGAAGGAAUUAUACGUCUUGUUCAACUCCAGUGAACACAUAGAGCUCAUUAACCGAUAUUCAAAUAAUCAUCAUAUCACGUGGCACUUCAUACCGCCUAGCGCUCCUCAUUUCGGCGGGCUUUGGGAGUCCACGGUUAAGCUCUUUAAACACCACUUCAAGCGCGUGGUGGGCGAUUCUUUGUUUACAUUCGAAGAAUUAAACACAUUUACCAUUGAAAUAGAGGGCAUUUUAAACUCCAGACCCUUGACGUCCCUUUCCUCCGAUCCGAACGACUUGCAUGUACUCACGCCCGCUCACUACUUAAUCGGCAGACCAUUGACGGCCCCUCCCGAGGGCGAAUUGCUAUCUGUUCCAGCAAAUCGACUGUCGACCUGGCAACACAUAAGCAAGGUACGACAAGACUUCUGGGCGCGCUGGCAUCUGGAAUACCUAAACGAACUCCAAAAACGCGCCAAAUGGACCAAGGAUACGCCCAACCUGACAAUCGGCAGCGUUGUGCUCAUCAAAGAACGAAAUCUACCUUGCACGCAAUGGGCUUUAGGCAGGAUCACUAAACUAUAUCCCGGCGAUGACGGAGUAGCGCGGGCUGCGGAUCUCAAAACAACAAACGGAGAGAUUAGACGAGCAACCAAGAACAUUUGCCCUAUCUCGAUAGAACCAUAA
Molecule: messenger RNA, 960 nt
Organism: Vollenhovia emeryi
Lineage: Eukaryota; Metazoa; Arthropoda; Insecta; Hymenoptera; Formicidae
Exons: 1
Coding region: 1-960 (319 amino acids)
Biological process (GO): DNA integration
Molecular function (GO): nucleic acid binding
Source: RefSeq, a predicted model, not a curated record